Messenger RNA from Diceros bicornis minor, 2812 nucleotides. RefSeq names its product calcium voltage-gated channel auxiliary subunit beta 4 (gene CACNB4). The record is from RefSeq and is a predicted model, not a curated record. The transcript has 14 exons. NCBI's taxonomy places the organism in Eukaryota, Metazoa, Chordata, Mammalia, Perissodactyla, Rhinocerotidae. Gene Ontology annotation, molecular function: protein binding; high voltage-gated calcium channel activity. Gene Ontology annotation, biological process: chemical synaptic transmission; regulation of voltage-gated calcium channel activity; calcium ion transmembrane transport. Gene Ontology annotation, cellular component: voltage-gated calcium channel complex. Bases 82 to 1590 code for a protein of 502 amino acids.
UCUGCGCUCCCGCUCCGGAGCCCGCAGCCUUCCCCAGCCGAUGCCGGGGACUUGAACCCCGCACCCUGAGAGUCUUUGUUAAUGGAUGUGGUGGCCCGAGGCACCACAACCCGGAGGAGCAGGUUGAAAAGAUCCGAUGGCAGCACCACUUCGACCAGCUUCAUCCUCAGACAGGGUUCAGCGGAUUCCUACACGAGCAGGCCGUCUGACUCCGAUGUCUCACUGGAGGAGGAUCGGGAAGCAAUUCGGCAGGAGAGAGAGCAGCAAGCUGCUAUCCAGCUUGAGAGAGCAAAGUCCAAACCUGUAGCAUUUGCUGUGAAGACGAACGUGAGCUACUGUGGGGCCUUGGACGAGGAUGUGCCUGUUCCAAGCACGGCCAUCUCCUUUGAUGCCAAGGACUUUCUACACAUUAAAGAGAAAUAUAACAAUGACUGGUGGAUAGGAAGGCUGGUGAAAGAGGGUUGUGAGAUUGGCUUCAUCCCAAGUCCACUUAGAUUGGAGAACAUACGGAUUCAGCAAGAACAAAAAAGAGGACGUUUUCACGGAGGGAAAUCCAGUGGAAAUUCUUCUUCAAGUCUUGGAGAAAUGGUAUCAGGGACAUUUCGAGCAACACCCACAUCAACAGCAAAACAGAAGCAAAAAGUGACGGAGCACAUUCCUCCUUAUGAUGUUGUGCCGUCCAUGCGUCCGGUGGUAUUAGUGGGGCCGUCACUGAAGGGUUAUGAGGUAACAGACAUGAUGCAGAAAGCCCUCUUUGAUUUCCUGAAGCACAGGUUUGAUGGGAGGAUAUCAAUAACGAGAGUGACAGCUGACAUUUCUCUUGCUAAGAGGUCUGUCCUAAAUAAUCCGAGCAAGAGAGCAAUAAUUGAACGUUCGAACACUCGGUCCAGCUUAGCGGAAGUACAAAGUGAAAUUGAAAGAAUCUUUGAGUUGGCAAGAUCUUUGCAGCUGGUUGUUCUUGAUGCAGACACCAUCAAUCACCCAGCACAACUUAUAAAGACUUCCUUAGCUCCAAUUAUUGUUCAUGUAAAAGUCUCAUCUCCAAAGGUUUUACAGCGGUUGAUUAAAUCCAGAGGGAAGUCCCAAAGUAAACACUUAAACGUUCAACUGGUGGCAGCUGAUAAACUUGCACAAUGCCCCCCAGAAAUGUUUGAUGUUAUCUUGGAUGAAAAUCAGCUGGAGGAUGCAUGUGAACAUCUGGGCGAGUAUCUGGAGGCAUACUGGCGUGCUACCCACACAACCAGUAGCACCCCCAUGACCCCGCUGCUGGGAAGGAAUCUGGGCUCGACAGCACUCUCACCAUACCCCACAGCAAUUUCUGGGUUACAGAGUCAACGUAUGAGGCACAGCAACCACUCCACAGAGAACUCUCCAAUUGAAAGACGAAGUCUAAUGACCUCCGAUGAAAAUUAUCACAAUGAAAGGGCUCGGAAGAGUAGGAAUCGCUUGUCUUCCAGUUCCCAGCAUAGCCGAGAUCAUUACCCUCUUGUGGAAGAAGAUUACCCUGACUCAUACCAGGACACUUACAAACCCCAUAGGAACCGAGGAUCGCCUGGGGGCUACAGCCACGACUCCCGACAUCGGCUUUGAGUCUGCAGAAACAAACAAAAAAUUCAUCUGUUGACAAUUUGCCAUAGCCCUACUAGGAUAAACCAAUCAUCUUAACUUGGCAAGUACAGCACAGUAUUUACUGUGCUUGUGGGCUGCUGUCAUUUGAUGCUAAGUAACGGGCAAAAAAAAAUGUACAUUAUGCCCUUAAGUCUAGAUGGAUAUUAGAUGCCCAAUCAUAUAGAUAUUUUUAAGUGCAACAUUUACAUAACAGUACCUUUUGUUUUCUUCAUUAGAUUUAGACACAUCAAUUUGUAAUUUAGGGUACUUAUCAAGGCACAUAUAAAAUAAUUUCCCGUGCUGGAAAUUCCAAAUGACCAGUUCCAGUUGGAACCAAUUUAUAAACCAAUUCCUGUUGGAAUUUGGGUGAAUCGACUGGAAAGUCUACUUGAGCAUGUUGCAAUCAAUUAAAAAAUCUGAAAAAAAAAAAAAAACCACAACGAAUUAAUGAAAUCAAAAUACCAGUAGAAGUCAAAACCAGCUAUGGUAUUUAUUUGCUGGAAGCUAAAUUUACACUUAAAGUUGGAAUGUAUAAACAUUUUAAUAUAUGUUAAUGUUGCCAGAAUGGCUUUUCAAACUUACCAAAUGUAUUGAUAGUGCCAAAAAUAUCUCAAAUUAAUGCAGAAAUUAUACAGUCUCCUCAGAUUUUAAUAUUUUUAUUUCUUUCCUGGCACAGCUGUUGUAUUCAAAGUGUUUUGCUUUUUGUUUAGUCACUACUGUUAGCUCGUUUGAAGUUGGCAAAAAAACUCAAAAUUUCUUUAGCAGUGAGAGAGAAUAGUAAAGAGAAGCCCAGUCAUAGCUGGUUAUGUGACGUGGAAAAUGGGGUGUUGUUUCCCCUUUAUUCAAUCUGAGCACAACUACAUACAUCCAGGAAUCUGGAAUCAGACAGGAAGGAUGGGCACAGAUUCUCCUGAGUGCAGAGCUGAACAUCUCCCGAUGGGAAUUCAUCUAUUCCACUUACCACAAACAUGGUUCGGUAUUUCCCGCCAGUGCAGUUGAAUAUCUUUCCAUUGCUUCCUUCAGUCUCUGUCUUUGAAUAUCUGAAUGUUCUAGCCCUUCACCAAAUUCUUUUUAAUCAUGCUAAGGAUUUUUGUUUUACGUGGAUACAUUCAAUUUUGAUAUUGAAAGCUGUGUUUAUACGAAACGAUUAAUUGAAAAAUGUGAAAACAAAUGAUGAAUUUAAAAACUUGCAAUAAAAAAUAAA